CAAUGCACUUCGCAGUAUUUAUGUUGUGACGGAGAGGAAGAAGUUGUGUACUAGUGUUGUUCUGUUGUAAUCCGUGGAGGAAGAGUUAGGGAUAUUUAAAGUGGAGAAGAUGGGAAGUAUAGGGACCAACAUAACGCGAACAACGGGGAAAGGGAAAAGUAAAGCAGCAUUGCGUGCAGGACUACCGAGAAAUGUUAGGAGUAUGAGCAAGGAGGUCCUUGAAGCAACGUUGCAGAAAAAGAGAGAAUGUAAUGCAAAAGCCCAAAAAAUAGUUGAGAGUUUACUGGAGAAAGAUAUCAAUGAAGAAUGGUUCGUCGGCUGUUUGAAAUUUAUUAGUGAUACCCACUUUCAAGAUGUAGUUGAAGAAAGGGCAAUCACUAAACUUUGCGGAUACCCUUUGUGUAAUGGUAUUUUGAAGAACAUUCCAAAUCAACAAUAUAAAAUAUGCACAACACAGAAUAAAGUUUAUGACUUAACGGAAAGAAAGAACUUCUGCAGUAAUCAUUGUUACAAGGCAGCAAAAUAUCUAAAGGAUCAGCUUCUGACAAGUCCACUUUGGCUGCGUGACAAAGAAGAAAUUCCACAGUUCAAGCUGUUGUCAAUGAGUAAAUCAAGUGGAGUGGUUGGAGAUGAGGUACACUUUCAACAAGAAAGUCUUGUGGAUGAAAUAACACAAUUGAAAGAUGACAACUCCAAAAAUUUAAGUGCUAUAUUAACAGAAUCUGAAAUAAAUGCGGGAUUACAAAACACUACAAAUGAACAUGUAUGUGUAAUGAAGACAGAAUUUAAUGAAAUUCUCUCUGAAAGUAGUAAAAAUCUCAAUUUACCUUCAGAAAGCAAUGGAAAUGUAUCUAAGGCAAGUGUAAAUGCGAAUGAGUAUGCUAGAGAUAAUGAAAUUAAAGAGGAGGAUAUAUUGGAACAGGCUGAAAGAGUAACACUGACAAAAAAUGAGUGUAGUGGUGUUGAAAUUCAAAGUGGUUUGGAUUAUCAUAGCCUCGGUGCUGAAAUGGAAAGUUUGAAGGAGAAAAAAACAACUUCAGAAGAUAAUAAAGACGCUGUAAAGAAGAAAAACACAAAUAUUCGGAAAAAAGAGAAAAAGGAAAGUUUAGAUAAACAUUCAGCAACCAAAGUACAUAUUAAUAAACAAGAAGAAGCUCCUUUAACAACACUGCUGGUUGAGAAGUGUGUACGAGAAUGGUUUACACUUGACUCAAUGUACUUUCUUUUUGGUGAGGAGAGAAUGAAGGAAAUGGUUGCAGACAAGGAUAUAACUCAUUACUUCAAACCUACUGAGAGUGAUUCUUGGGAUCCAGGUAUGCGAGAGCGUUACAUUGCUAUAUGCAAGAAACUCAAUUUAUUGGAACUGGAAGAUAUUAAUUAUGAUAAUAAAAUUACCAAGGAGAAUAAGGAGCUGAGACCACUACCAGAGUAUUCCAGUAUUAAGGAAGAGGGACUGAAAAUGCAGUUGAAGGUUAGGGCAUUUUUUGCUGGAAAAACUGCCUACGAGGACUCUUCAGUUGAAGAUAGUUCACAAGAAAAUGAAUCCAGUGGAAAUUCUAUCCCACUGGUUGAUCUGCAUUCAAAGAAUGCUCUUCGCAGGAGAAUAGUGUUGGACCGCUUCAAUAGAAUCUUACCCGACCUGUUAUCAACAUUUGGAAUAUCAUCCCGUGACAUAAGUGAUGACCUACGUAGCCUUGUAUUCAGCUUUUGCCUGUCGGCUCACAACAUAACUUUCAAGCCAACAGAAUGGAACUUGUUGGGUCUAAUUGUGUUAAAAAUGCUGUCACUCAGGGACAAGCGGAUCAAGGCUGUGUUAGAAACUGAACAGUCGAAGAAGUACAUGACUAUGAUGCUGAUGGUUUUCCAAGAAGAUGCUGGAUAUCUGGAGAGACUUGUGGCCUGGUUGAUGGAUAUUGACUAUCUUUUACAACAGCAUAGUGGCAGAACAGGGAGUUGAAAUUGUUGGAAUACAACUGGUCAACAGGAAGCACCUCUUCACAGCACUAAGGGACUGUAGACCUUGGCAAGUGACAUAAAUUUCAACUUAAUACAUCUACCCAUUCCUGAGAAAAAGGGUUCUUAACAGUCAGUCGGUCAAUCGGACAGAUGGACAGACAGCGAAGUGAUGCUACAGGGGUUCCUUUUUAACUGUUUGAAGCACCAAACCCUAAAAAAGAAUAGUUCAAGUGAGAUGCAGAACAACAAAGAAUUAAAAAAUAUUGACCCUAAACCAACUGAAAAAUUGGCUUCGUAUAUUCCCAAAAGGCUGAAAGUAGCUGUAAAACAAAAGGACUAUAUCAUGAUAUUAGAGUUUUGUGCAUUUCAGCUGUGCCCAGUGGUAAAACAUGGUUUAAUUUUACAUGACAUGGACAGUAAAUAUUUGUAAUUUACUUUGUCUUACUUCUACAUAGCAUAUAAUAAAUGUCAGUGUAAAGAUGGAUGAUAUUGAAGUUACACAGACUUUCACAUGUUGUGUAAAUAAAAAUACCUGUUCUUAAGUUGGAAAUGUAUUUAUCUGAACAGCUUUGUUAAAAUGGUUGUGCUUAAACAUCACUGCUGUUGUGUAACAAUAAGCCUGUAAAAACCUCAAUAUGACUUUUACUAUAUAUUUCUGGUACUCCACUGUAUGGUCAUUAUUUUAUUAUGGACUAUUCUGUGCUAUUAAUACAACAAAAAUGAACAAAAAGAGAAAAUUUUUGUUAAUACAGAGAUGUUCAAAUUAUUAGGCUCAAGUUCCGUACAAGAGAAAAGACAAUACUGUAAUGUAUAGCUGAGAUAACUUGGAAUUGAAACAGUUAUUAUUCAAUGUGCAUUUUAUUAUUCUUUGCUUUCAUAUUAUCUUCUUUACCAUUCUUCUUAUUUGCCCAGUUUUCACAAAAUUUUUGUACUGAAACAUCAUUAUGCCUUUGUUAUAACUGCAGAUUCCGUGAGUUUCCUGUUCACAAUGGCCCAUUAUUUUUCUGUGAGGUUCAUUGAGGACCCUCCAAUUAAAUCUUUAACCUGCUCACAGUCUUCUGCAAAAUCUUCAGUCUGUUUGCUCUUUCUCAGCAAGUGUACUUUCUUUCAUUGAGAAACAGUAAAAUACUUGUGACUUUUCUGGUUAAAAUACCUUUUGUCUUAUCCAUAACCCCAAAAGUAUGAACAAUUACGCAUCUGCUUCCUCUGUACCAAAGUAAAAAAUGAUGUGAUAAAGGAACAAAAUAAUUACACAAUCAAGGAAAUACUUAUAACAUUUCUGAAGCUAAAAAAAUUAAGCUUUGAUUGACACCACUGUGUGACAGUCAACUGGAAUACACGACAUAAUAGUAAGUGAAGUGUCAGUUACAUGAAUAGUCUCAUUUUCACUAGCAAAAGUUAACCUCUAAACCACAGUUUCUUCAACUUUUCUGUUAGUGACGCCUUUCGUGCAGACAUUUUCGAUGAUCCCCCCACUCCCAGCUACAAAUGUAAUUCCUAGUAAUUUUAUACAAAAAUAACCAGUGUACCAGUUCCUAUGCUUUUUUUUCCCCCCAUUAACACUACUCCAAUGCAGCAGAUGUGGUUGCAUUUGUGUAACACAAUUAUUGUACCUUGACC
Molecule: messenger RNA, 3576 nt
Organism: Schistocerca nitens (vagrant locust)
Lineage: Eukaryota; Metazoa; Arthropoda; Insecta; Orthoptera; Acrididae
Product: putative RNA polymerase II subunit B1 CTD phosphatase RPAP2
Exons: 8
Coding region: 110-1957 (615 amino acids)
Cellular component (GO): nucleus; cytoplasm
Molecular function (GO): RNA polymerase II CTD heptapeptide repeat phosphatase activity; RNA polymerase core enzyme binding
Source: RefSeq, a predicted model, not a curated record